This is a messenger RNA of Symbiodinium natans, 474 nucleotides long. Lineage: Eukaryota; Dinophyceae; Suessiales; Symbiodiniaceae. The record is from the annotation of a GenBank genome assembly.
AUGGGAUGCUCCCGAAGCCCUCACGUUCAAGACGCAGUGCGUGCAGCGCUGCUGGGAAGUCCUCUUGAUGGUGACUUUCGCAUUGCCUUCAAAUUGAAACCGCGAUUUCAGGUGGAGGAUUUGGUCCUCCUGGCCAGUCGGGAGUUUCCCUGCUCUUUGGAGCCUCCAGGGGUCGAUUGCAACGUCGUGCGAUGUGCGAGACGCAACGUGCUUGGAACGGCUGCCAAGCACUACCUGGCUUGCACUGCAAGAGGCAAUAAAUGGAAAUGUGUAUGGGUUGUGGCGACGUUCCGCCCGUCUCAAGCUUUCUGGUUCAUGAUGGCGGCGCCAACCGGCAUCAGCACAAACUUGCUGCAGCUUUGGCAAGUGCUGGGCGCUAGGAUGAGAUGCAAUGCUCUCUGGACGAUGCCAUGGUUUGCUCACCGAACCCUGCUCCCGUCCGUGGGACGUUUUUGGGGGCAGAGAGUGGAGUAG